UUUUAUAUAUUUGGACAGUUUCAUAGAUGCGUAGGAGUGGCUUAAUUGGGAUUAAAAAGGUAUGUUUUUUUUCUCCUUUUAACGCACUUCUUUAUUGGAAUUUUUCUCAAAUCCAGAGUGUUUUCAUCCCCCAAGUCACAGUUAAUUCAUACCAAACUUUCCUUGCCAAAUGCAUACAACUGAGUGAAUCUUUUUUUCUCGUUGUGUGAAGGCAGGCAAAGAGAACAGGGCAUUUUAAGAGGUGCACACUGUCCCACUGAGGAUGUCUCUUUAUGCCAGAUAAGUCUCCCCCAGGGGCCAAAUGGUUCAGCACCCACAGCUGUGAUAACAUCAUGGCAUUGUGGUGUCCCUACUACUCCAAACCAAAACAUUGGGCGGACAGGGAGGUUCCACCAGCUCAAUAUUAUAAGAACUUGAAAACAAAAUGUAUGGCAAAAAAAGUGAGCUCUUGACUGCACUAGGGACAGUGUGCUUUCUACCGCCCAAAUAGCCUACUUGAAAAAACUUGGUUUGAUGAUUGUAAAGAUCAUGUUGCAUCAGCUGGACUGCAUUGAUUUCAGUUUAUCUGAAGGCUGAACGAUGACAUGAUUCAUAAUUAAUACAUGCACAUUGUGUAAUUCCAAAAUGUUGCUGUCAUUUCCUGCUUUAUAAUGCAGUCCAGUCAACAUCCUGUCAGUUAGGGGAAUCCAGAGAGGAUAUGUGCCUCGGCACUCCUCCACAAUUCAGCUUUACUUUGUUCAACCUUCCCCUCUUGGAGGCAGGGAGAGUCUUUCCCUGUGUAAAAUGUGCAGCUUGUUCUCAGAGCCACAAUUUUUUCAUUUUCUGGGAUCAAACUGCAUGGGAUGGUCUCCAUAAAGCUGCUCUGAGCUGUGUUUAGGAGAUUCUGAGUGCCUCCGGGACCAAAUGCAGUGCAUGAUGAGAUCCUUGCAGGACCUAAAGCAGAUAAGCAGACCGAGGCCACUGAGUGAACCAUGCGCUCGGUCCUUCGCUGUGACACGGCUCUGCAAACAGAGGGCACAGCAAGAGCGACUCACUCGUCUACGUGUUUCUGACGCCAGCACAUAUGACUCUGCCUGCUGCCUGGCCAGCACCCUGGAAGAAGAGGAAGAGCAUCAGGAGCAUGAACGGUUGACAAGAGACUCCCCAAGCAGUGAAAAGAGUCUGGACUUUGACUCGGGUUACUCUGAGGCUUCUUGGCACGAUGAAGGUGUGGUGCUGAGGAGGACCAGGAAUGUGCGAGUCUCUUCUUCUGCCUGCCUCCGCACAAACAGAGGACCUUCUGGCCGAAUCCGCCCCAAAUCCACUUCGGACGCUUGCCUGGAGCGCUGGACCUCAUUUGAGGCCAGUGACCCAGAGGACUGGACAACAUUGCUGCUGAGCCGCAGCAGGAACAGACAGCCUCUGGUUCUGGGGGACAACAGCUUUGCUGACCUAAUAAAGAACUGGAUGGACCUACCAGAGUGUCCUGAGCCAGCAGAACUAAAACCCAGUGCGGGCCGGCGUCUUGCCAAAGACAUUUUGAUCAAUAUGCGGCGCAAACUGGCAGGAAUGUCUAAAAGUGUGGAGGUGAGGCCAACAGACUCCACAAGGGUCCGCAGUGCUGCAGAGGCUCCCAAACGGAUGUCCUGUCCUGUGGGACUCCAGGCUCUCAAACCUUUCUUUCACCAGUCCCACACAGGCCUACAUCAACCAGACACUGACUUCUACCAGUUCACCGCUCUCAUGAAGACAGGCAGCCGACAACCCAUCAUAUGCAAUGACAUUAUUGGAUACAUUUAAGUAAGGCUGUAUUCGCAGACUGAGCCUUUAACACUGAAUAAAAUAAGAUGAUUCUAAUUUCCUAAUUCGAUUUUUGUCUACAAUUUUUGUCUGGAAUAAAAGUGUUUUGGAUUUAAU
Molecule: messenger RNA, 1896 nt
Organism: Etheostoma spectabile (orangethroat darter)
Lineage: Eukaryota; Metazoa; Chordata; Actinopteri; Perciformes; Percidae
Product: PAK4-inhibitor inka2
Exons: 2
Coding region: 904-1779 (291 amino acids)
Cellular component (GO): nucleus
Molecular function (GO): protein serine/threonine kinase inhibitor activity; protein kinase binding
Source: RefSeq, a predicted model, not a curated record